Danio rerio (zebrafish) is the source of this 4222-nucleotide messenger RNA. The record is from RefSeq and is a predicted model, not a curated record. NCBI's taxonomy places the organism in Eukaryota, Metazoa, Chordata, Actinopteri, Cypriniformes, Danionidae.
CUUAUGAAGUGACGUCAAGUGAGUUCGUCAGAGGAGAACCUGUAACAGGAAAAAACCCGAGAGAAAUCCACAGAAGAAACCUCACGCUUUUCCACGCAGCGGCUCCUCAAGCAUCGCAGCCGGAGUUUGUGCGUUUUCCCGGAGCGCUCUCAUGCACGCGGACGGGCUCGUGUACGCGGAGCUCGCGCUUUUGUUGAGUUAACGUAGUUUUUGUUUAUAUUAUCUGCGCGCACCGACAUCAGAAGUUUCCAGUCCUCUACAGGAAUGUCCCAGAAGGCGAGACCCACUUUUUAUCGACAGGAGCUCAAUAAGACCAUAUGGGAGGUUCCGGAGCGGUACCAGAAUUUAUCACCCGUGGGUUCUGGAGCUUAUGGAUCCGUAUGCUCCGCGUUUGAUGGUAAGGCAGGCCUGCGGGUCGCAGUGAAGAAACUCUCCCGGCCGUUCCAGUCCAUCAUCCACGCCAAACGCACGUACAGAGAACUGCGGCUGCUCAAACACAUGAAGCACGAGAAUGUAAUUGGUCUUCUAGAUGUUUUCUCGCCUGCCACCAGUCUAGAAGAAUUCAAUGACGUGUAUCUGGUGACUCACCUGAUGGGAGCAGACCUCAAUAACAUCGUCAAGUGCCAGAAGCUGACAGAUGAUCACGUCCAGUUCCUCAUUUAUCAGAUCCUGCGGGCGUUGAAGUACAUUCAUUCAGCAGACAUCAUCCACAGAGAUCUUAAACCCAGUAACCUGGCAGUAAAUGAAGACUGUGAACUGAAGAUUUUGGACUUUGGGUUGGCACGGCUGACCGAUGAUGAGAUGACGGGUUACGUUGCCACAAGAUGGUACCGAGCUCCAGAAAUCAUGCUCAACUGGAUGCACUACAACAUGACAGUGGACAUCUGGUCGGUGGGCUGCAUCAUGGCUGAGCUCCUCACAGGACGGACCCUGUUUCCCGGCACAGAUCAUAUAAACCAGCUUCAGCAGAUAAUGCGAUUGACGGGAACCCCUCCGGCUUCUCUAAUAAGCAGGAUGCCGAGCCACGAGGCAAGGAACUACAUUAGUUCUCUUCCCCAUAUGCCCAAGAGGAACUUCGCAGACGUAUUCAUUGGCGCAAAUCCAUUAGCGGUGGACCUGCUGGAGAAGAUGCUGGUUCUGGACACAGAUAAGCGGAUCACUGCGUCACAGGCUCUCGCUCAUCCGUAUUUCGCUCAGUAUCACGAUCCAGACGACGAACCAGAGGCUGAUCCGUACGACCAGAGCUUCGAGAGCCGAGACCUGGAGAUCGAGGAGUGGAAAAGUCUGACGUAUGAGGAGGUGAUGAGCUUCGAACCACCCGUAUUUGAUGGAGACGAGAUGGAGUCCUGAAAGCUGCUGGAUCUCCAGAAUAUUCAUCCACGCAGAAGGGGACAUUCAAGUGCCUGCCAUCAUCCAGUGUUCAGAGAAAAUGCUCAUCACCUUCACACACACUCAAAGAUAAGGGAUAAAUACAUCACAGAGGACUCAGAAUGUCCAGUUUCCUCCACUAAAAUCAACCGAGAACACUUGAGAUUAGAUUGGGGUUGUCAUGAUAUUGGAAAUCGGUAUUGAUCGAUACUGAAAUUUUAAAAACAUCCAUUUCCUGCUAACAUUUGAGCACUGUUGUGUUAGCAUGCUCAACAGAUCAGCUGGUUUGUCUAUAAGCUGACAUACAAGCGAUCCGCUGAUGAAUCACGGCUUUUUCAAAUGCUCCACUGUCCCUGUAUCUGUGGUUACACUCCGUAAACAGCGGUGAGUUCAGUGAUGACCUUCACAGCCAAUCACAGUCUUUUCUGUUGAGCAUGUGAACACUAUGGCAAAUCAGCGGUGCUCAACAGCGCUCAAAAAUUUUAGUAUAGAUUGGUAUCGGAAUAUCGUGACAUCCCUAGAAUAGAGACAAAAGCACACACGCAAUCAGUCGCAAUCUAAAGAUUUUGAGCUUGGCAUUUCAUCAAAUAUUUCUUCCCUGGGGAAGUAAAAGCUUUACCUCUGAGCUCCGCUUGUAGCCGGCACAAAACCUAAAGGCCAGAUAAACUCCUGUGCUGUCCGAAUCCUGCGUUUCAGAGAUGUAAAUACAACAGCUGUACAUAAAAUGAUGAGAAUGUGCACCGACGGGUUUGUUUGUGUGUUCGCAGGCAUCCUCCGCAUUGUAAUAAGCAGAAUGUAAAUGUCGAAUGUACAUUUGAACGCAUAUAUACACACACACUCACACACAGGUGUCCUUUUUCUCGGACAAAAAAACGCAUCAUUUAUGCUGAUUAUGCUAUCGAUGCUUGAUUUGAAAUUGUUUUGGGAUGAUAUUUAGGGGAAAUAUGUGGGCGAUUGAGAGAAGAUCUUAAUGUUACGGGCACAGAACCGCUUCAGAACAUGUCCAGGUCAUGAUUCGACUAAUAAAUUAAUUAGUUAAAUUAAGAUAAGAAAUCCACAACUAUUAUAUUUCAUUUUUAUUUCUACAGUAAUGAUUUCAUUACAGAAAUGCGAACGUUUUCAUUGUGAUGUCAUGAAUAUGGUGAUUUUAGGACUUUUUUACCAUAAUUUUUGCACUUCUUUAGACUUAUAUUGAUUUAAAAUGGCAAAUGCUUUUAUCAUAUUGAAUUAUAAGACUUAUUAUUCAUUUAAAUAUUAAUAUUAAACAAAAAUAGAUCAGCAGCAAUUGAACAAUUGAUGGUUUUGUUUGAGUGUAAAACACAAGUUUUGGUUAGUUCUGCAAACUUUUGAUGACAUUUAUUCUAUAUUUAAUAUUAAAAUGAGCAUAAAAUGACAAUUGGUCAAAUAUAAAAGUUUCCAGAAAUGCUUAUUAAUAUUUAUUUGACAAUACCAAUAGUUUAACUUGAGAACAGUUAAGAAAAGCCACACUUGGCAGACCAAACACAGAUUUUUCAGUCACAACAAAGGAAAAUAUUGUUUAUUCUGAGCAGUUGACCCCCCCAAAAUGCUGUAAAUUACUAUAUUUUCAUUUGAAAUUUGGAAAGAAUUGGUAUCUGACCUUAAUAGAAUAAAAAAUUAACAUUACUCAAUCAAAAACAGUAAAUCCCGAGUAAAUCCAUGUAUAUUUUUAUUUUUUACCAUCAUUUUUGCACUUCCUAAAACUUAUAUUGAUUUAAAUUGACAAAAUCUUUUAAUAUAAUGAAUUUUAAUGCUCAAUAUUUAUUUAAAAUUAGACAAAAAUAGAUCAACAGCAACUUAACAAUUUACAAUUUAUAGCUUUGUUUGAGUGUGGAACACAAGUUUUGGUUAGUUCUGCAAACUUAUGAUGACUUUUAUUCUAUAUUUAAUAUUAAAAUGAGCAUAAAAUGACAAUUGGUCAAAUAUAAAAGUUUCCAGAAAUGCUUAUUAAUAUUUAUAUGACACAAUACCAAUAGUUUAACUUGAGAACAGUUAAGAAAAGCCACAUUUGGCAGACCAAACACAGAUUUUUCAGUCACAACAAAGGAAAAUAUUGCUUGUUCUGACCCAUUAACCCAAAAAAAAAUGCUGUAAAUUAUAAUAUUUUUAUUUGAAAUUUGGAAGGAAUUGUGAUCUGACCUUUAUAGAAUCAAAAAAAUUACUUUACUCAAUCAAAAACAGUAAAUCCCAACUAUAUGUUUAUUUUUUGAUGAGGUUAAUUGUGAUUUGGACAUGUUUUGGCUGUUUUUAAUCGGCCUGAUUAUUCCUGAGUUCUUCAAAAGCUGGUCCUAGAGCGUAGUUUCCCGUUCUUUCACUCUCAUUUAUUUAUUAUCCAUCCAUGCUUUAAAUGGAGGAUUGGGGUUUUAACAGUAAGACAGUUGCAUUAUGGUUCACGAUGAAACAGUUUACCUUCAUUUCAAUGCCCUGAAAGUUAAGCUGAGCCAAAACUCUGAACAGCCCAGACUAGACGACUCUUCUAGAGCCGGCAUCUAACUUAUUGUAUCAUUUUUAAAGUGUUUUCUUUUUUCACUGUAUAUUAUAUCUCUUAAUUUUAUUCAGCAAUAUUUUCUGUGUUGAGCAUGUCUUGUUAAAUAUGAGGGGGUGGGGGUGUUUUUUGUUUUGUUUUUAUGCACAGUGGAAAAUCACGUGUCAAUCAGAAUCCAUUAAACCUGGUUUAUAUAUUUGGUUUUGUCGCAUGAGAUCCGUUUUUUUUUUUUCAUGAAUAAGAGAGAUCAUUGUAGAACUGGUUUUACUUCAGUCACUCUUAAGUUAUGUGGUCUGUGAACUUUGAACAACCACUGCUAUACUGAAAUAAAGGCAAUUAUUUUUCACAACA